Trichomycterus rosablanca is the source of this 734-nucleotide messenger RNA. Its product is annotated as ADP-ribosylation factor 4-like. The transcript has 6 exons. Gene Ontology annotation, cellular component: cytoplasm; plasma membrane. Gene Ontology annotation, biological process: vesicle-mediated transport; intracellular protein transport. The record is from RefSeq and is a predicted model, not a curated record. Bases 51 to 593 code for a protein of 180 amino acids. NCBI's taxonomy places the organism in Eukaryota, Metazoa, Chordata, Actinopteri, Siluriformes, Trichomycteridae. Gene Ontology annotation, molecular function: GTP binding; GTPase activity.
GCAGAGACAAAUUCACCUCACUCUACACUACAGCUCAGACUGAGAUUAUAAUGGGAAACUUCUUCUCCUACGUCUUGUCUCGCCUUAUUGAGAAGAGACCUGUCAGAUUACUGAUGGUUGGUCUGGAUGCAGCUGGGAAGACGACUGUCCUCUACAAACUCAAAUUGGGGGAGGUUGUCUCGACCAUUCCCACGCUUGGUUUUAAUGUCGAGACAGUUGAAUACAAGAACAUUUCUUUCACCGUGUGGGACGUUGGUGGACAGGAUGUAAUCAGACGACUGUGGAGACACUAUUAUCAAAACACAAUGGGUCUCAUCUUCGUGGUGGACAGCAAUGAUCGUAAACGCAUUGAGGAAGCCUCAAUGGAACUUCACAAGAUGCUUGAAGAAGAUGCCCUAAGGGACGCUGUGUUACUGGUUCUUGCCAAUAAACAGGAUUUACCCCAAGCAAUGCCAGUGCAUGAGAUGACAGAAAAACUGGGAUUGCAUGCGAUGAAGGGAAGAGCUUGGUACGUCCAGUCAACGUGUGCAGUAAAUGGAGCUGGUUUAUAUGAAGGACUGGACUGGAUGUCGAAUGAGAUCUCUAAACGAUAACUACACUGUUUUUAACUUUAUGAGCAAGUUGUUAUUAAUUGUGUACUGUAUUGUGUAUACUUGAAAAAUUCAAACUAGUAAUGACCUUCUUAAGCACUUUAGAAUCUUGUACUUUUGUAAAUAUCACUCACAAUGUAUUUG